ACGCUGCUCUGACGUCAGCGCGUACUCGGUGCGUAGCAUCGUGGUCGUGCCUGCCCUUCACGUCCGUCCACAUCCUACCAGGCUCUACUCCCAAACGCAGCGCGACGAUGGCCCUUCUCAAGUCCAACAAGUUGAUCUACUGUCUGGGGAACAUUUCCCCGUCCCUGGGAGUCCUGUCCACCCGCAACAGCUCAUGGUGGGGUGGAGUGCAGAUGGGUCCCCCUGAUCCCAUCCUGGGGGUCAGCGAGGCUUUCAAGAGGGACUCCAACCCCAAGAAGAUGAACCUGGGAGUGGGAGCCUACAGGGAUGACCAGGGCAAGCCCUUCGUGCUCAGCUGUGUCCGCAAGGCAGAGGCUAUCAUUGCAGACAAACAGCUGGAUAAGGAGUACCUUGCCAUUGGUGGUUUGGCAGAGUUUAACAAGUCCUGCGCCCAGCUGGCUCUUGGUGAAAAUAGUGAGGUGCUGAAGAGUGGCAGGAACAUCACUGUCCAGACCAUCUCAGGAACUGGAUCUCUGCGCAUUGGAGCCAACUUUUUGUCUCGCUUCCACGGAGGCCCACGUGAUGUGUAUCUGCCCAAACCUUCCUGGGGAAACCACACACCCAUCUUCAGAGAUGCUGGCAUGCAGCUCAAAGCAUACAGAUACUACGACCCAUCCAACUGUGGCUUUGACUUCAAGGGAGCUCUCGACGACAUCUCUAAAAUCCCAGAGCAGAGUGUGAUCAUGUUGCACGCUUGUGCCCACAACCCCACUGGUGUGGACCCCAGGCCUGAGCAGUGGAAGGAGAUUUCUGAACUUGUGAAGAAAAGGAACCUGCUUGUGUUCUUCGACAUGGCCUAUCAGGGCUUCGCCAGUGGAGACAUUGACCGUGAUGCCUGGGCUGUGCGCUACUUCAUCGAGCAGGGCCACAACGUCCUGCUGUCCCAGUCCUUCGCCAAAAACAUGGGUCUCUAUGGUGAGCGUGUCGGAGGCUUCACUGUGGUGUGCAAGGACGCAGAGGAGGCAAAGAGAGUGGAGUCUCAACUGAAGAUCCUCAUCAGGCCCAUUUACUCCAACCCACCAAUGAACGGCGCCAGAAUUGCAUCAACCAUUCUCAACUCACCAGAUCUGCGCUCACUGUGGCUAGAAGAGGUCCACGGUAUGGCUAACCGCAUCAUUAAGAUGAGAGAACAGCUGGUGGCUGGUUUGAAAAAGGAGGGCUCCACCCACAACUGGCAGCACGUCAUCGACCAGAUCGGGAUGUUCUGCUUCACAGGCCUCAAACCCGAACAGGUUGAACGCCUGACCGGUGAGUUCUCGGUGUACAUGACCAAGGAUGGCAGAAUUUCCAUGGCAGGCGUGACCUCUGGGAAUGUGGGCUACCUGGCAAACGCGAUCCAUGCAGUCACCAAGUGAAGUGGAUCCUGCCGGGACAGCUACGCAAUCAAAGCAGCAAUGUUAAAGAGGAGCUUUAUGUGUCGCUAAUGUCUGUCUCCUCCAUUCCACCUUUUUAGAAAAGAGCUCAGUAUUUAGUUAGACAUUUUCUUUAUUGGAUUCAUCAAGUUCAACUUGGAAUGGUUGCUGCUGUUCAACGGUUUAGGUUAAAAACAUUUUAUGAACUGGCUCCCCUGCCAAAUUGUAAAAGACAUGUUUGCUUCCAGUACUGACAGAUCAUCGUUGCUUAUUUAUUAUGUGGAAUCAACAUUUGGCUGUGCAUUAGUGUCCUCCUAAAUGUGUGCUGUUUAUCUGCUGUGGGCUCACUCACUAUAAAACAUCAAGGAUUUUCUUUUUCUUCUUUUGUGGAGGUCAUAGCACUUUAUAAGCUGUAACGCCCCCUUUUUAUUUGUCAAUCAGGUCAUCACUUUACUGUCAGGCUAAUCUGUGGCACUUCCCCUGACCUAAUCAGUCACCCACUAAUCACCCCAUUAUCUAUGUUUGGAAUUUGUCCGUCUAUCCCUCUUCAGGAGAAUGUGUGAAUCAAUUUUGGGUUUCAGUCCAGUUUGGUGGCAGAGCAGCAGUCUCAGUCAGUCCCUUUUAACCCCUGAUACAAACAAGCACACAAGUCAAAACGAGUUAAACUCAGUUCAGAGACUGAUCAAUACUUUGAAUGAAAUCCCCAAAGAAGAGUUUUUCUUCAUAUUGCACCAAAGCCCCAAUUUAAACGUCCCAUUUCUUAUUUUCUUUUCAUGAUUGAGUCAUUGUAUUUCAUACAAAUGUCUCACUGUGUGAACUCACUGAUUGGGGUUCAUGAAGAAAUGUGCACAUGCUUCUCAUUCACUCAUUCUUUGCAUGGAUCUGUUCAUCAUUGAGACUGUCAGACACAAGUGGCAUUUAGAAAUGUGGGGUUUGUACCAGUCUGCACAUACUUCUGAAACAUCUGGCACUUCGCCUCCACGUUUUGCAUUCUGUCAUAACAUAAUGGAUCAGUGGUCAUGUACCUUAUUGAACAAACAAUAAACGGUUAUAGAGUAAUUAA
Molecule: messenger RNA, 2454 nt
Organism: Larimichthys crocea (large yellow croaker)
Lineage: Eukaryota; Metazoa; Chordata; Actinopteri; Sciaenidae
Product: aspartate aminotransferase, mitochondrial
Exons: 10
Coding region: 108-1394 (428 amino acids)
Biological process (GO): biosynthetic process; L-aspartate catabolic process
Cellular component (GO): mitochondrion
Molecular function (GO): L-aspartate:2-oxoglutarate transaminase activity; pyridoxal phosphate binding
Source: RefSeq, a predicted model, not a curated record